Messenger RNA from Copidosoma floridanum, 2827 nucleotides. RefSeq lists its product as uncharacterized. The record is from RefSeq and is a predicted model, not a curated record. NCBI's taxonomy places the organism in Eukaryota, Metazoa, Arthropoda, Insecta, Hymenoptera, Encyrtidae.
UACUUUUCUGCAGUUCUCUCUCUGUUCAUAACUUAUGUACAGACUUGUUCUGAUUAUUAACUUACUCUUAUUCUAUUAAGUAGUACCUUUGCGACUCGCGACACAUCCGGGUUCAGGGUAGAGUGUCCAGACCAAGGCUCCAGCUGCCUUUGAUCUAUAUAUUUAUAUCAGACGUGUAAUUAGAACGUGAUGCUGGACGCAUGAGCUCCUUAAUUAGUGAAGUGCUUACUGUAUUUGGGGGUAAAGUAUUAAACAAAGGCGGCCCGAUCUGGAGUUGCAAGAGUAACUUUUUUCAUCUCGGCAUGGACCAGUAGUGCACAGCAGCAUAACUGUCAUCAUCAUCGUUGGGUGAGGUAGAGCGAACACGUGCGCAGCAAUGCGAGAUCGAGUACAUGACAAGAUGCCGAAUUAUUCGUCUUCGUCGUCUUCGUCGUCAUCGUCGUCGGAUGAUGGGGGUAGCGCCAGUAGCAGCAGCACCGGGAGAUUCUCCUCGGCGGAGAGUUUCUGCUCGACUAGCACUAUCGUCCCACCUGAGCCCUGUCCGUUUGGUAAGCCAAAUUACAACUAUUUUUGGAUUGAAAAUAGAUCAAGGAGCAAUCCAAAGCUAUCGUACUAUUACAAUUAUAAAAGUCAUGCAGUUGUGUGGACCAGGCCUGUGUCAAAAAAUACUCCUCUUCCAUUUUACUCAUCGUGGGUAAGCAUGAUAAAUGCAAUACUUUCACAGAAUGAUGAGGAUGCUCCUGUAUCAGAUUUUGAAGAUGAGAUCCAAACAAAGAAGCGCUUGGCUAUAAAAAGACGUAACAAAAGAUUGGUGGCUGAGGAUCUUGAAGAUGACAUAGAAGUGCUUACUGUGAAAAAAGCAAUAAAAAGUAGAAGAAUGUUGGAAACUUUUUGGAAGUUGCACAGGUUUCCAGGCGAAACCUUGAAGGAUGUAAAAAAAAGAUUACUUGAAACUUCAGAAACUGCAGUGCCAAUAAAAAAAGAAGUAGCAGAUGAUGGAUAUGACACACAGAAUUCUUUUAAUGUGUCCAUCAAAAAAGAGCCAAACUUUGAAGAGAACAAUGAUACUUGUGCUACAGUUGAACUAAACGUACCGGACGAAUCCAACCAGCCUGAUGUGUGUGAGGUAAUUGCACAAGUUGAUGAGCCUGCAACAAAUGAAGAUUCCGAUUCUGAUACAGAAAAUGUCAGUCGUCUCAUCAAAGAAGAAUAUUUAAAUACUUAUGGAAGUACCGACGAUGAGAGCAAAGAUGAUAUUGAUGAAGACAAUGAAGAUGACGAAGAUGACACAGAGGAUCAGCAGAGUUUUGCAGGAAAAGAAAUUCUUGCUGAAGAUUUUCUCGAAGUAGUAAUUCAUGAAGAAGACGAAGAAAAAAAUGAUAAUUUUUAUACACCAGAUAAUUCAAUGGCAAAUGAUAACUUGGCUGAAGAUCAAGUUAACUGGACGUUUGAAAAAUCCAGUGAAAGUAUAAAUAAUUCUUCACUGACUAUGUCAGCUAUAAAUACUGUGUACAGAGUGCCAGAGAUGAAAAGAUUUGAAAAAGAAUAUUUACUAAAUUUACACAAAAAAAAGAAACUGAUGAAGAAAGCAGCUGAAAAGAAGGUUCCAAAGUUGCUAAUUAAGCUUUCGCCAGAGUGCCACAUACAAAAAGAUGCUGCCUUAGAUCCUGACCAGCCUGUUGUUUGUGACAUGUAUGGAACUCGUACGUUUAAUUACAACAGUUUACCUCGAGUUAAAAUUCCAAAAUGGCAGGCCUAUUCACGGUUAAGUGACAGCGACACAUCAUCCGAAGAAGAGCUUAGGGGUUUCGAAAAACAAGUACCUAACAGCCUAAAACUCAAUCCCUUCCGUACUGCCGAGGCAGAAGAAAAUUUUUCAGCUAAUGUUAAAGAGGCUGGAGCCUUGGAAUUAAGGAACUGGUUUCCUUCAAGCCGAAAAACAAAGAAAAGAAAACGACGAUCAAAGUCUGAUAGCUCUUGGUGUGAAUCGAAUAUUUCAGAGUAUUCUGAAAUCGACGAUGUCGACGUUACCCUUGUAAAAUUGAAGAAAGAGAAGAAUAAAUCGAGUUCAAAUAAGGAUACUUCAAAUUCGGAUGAAGAAGAGGAAAACGAGAAAAAUGAAGUCGAAGCUUUGAACGUUGUUGGAUCGAUCAAGCAAGAAAAAAUGGAUGACUGUGACGAAGAUGAAGGUACACAGGAAACGUGUAAAGUACCAGAUAAAGUGAAAGAGUCAACAGCAGUGUCUGAUAUGAUAAUAGUAAAAGUUGAGAGAAGGUCCUCGGAAUCAUUGGAGGUGGAAAAUCCAGCCAUUGAGCCACGUACAAUUUCAGAAGAGCUCGAAGUGGAAAACGUCUGCGAAGCAGACGAAGAAAAAGCAAGUUCAAGUUCGAGUUCGAGUUCGUGCUGCUCACGAUCGUCGUGCUCGUGCAGUAGCAGCAGCUCGUCGAGCUCCUCGAGCGACGAGGAGGAGACCAAUGCCAACGACAAUCAGCCACCGGCUCCCACUAAGGAAGAUACAUAGGCGCUUUCGGUGACGUAAGCCUCGUAAACGUUUUUUACCUCUCUUUCACCCUGGGAAUUUAAUCCUUUUAGACUUUUGAAAUAUCUAACAACAAUGCCAUUCAGUAGGCGUUAUUUAUUUGAAUAAUUACAAGUUUAAGAAUUUUUGCUCCACCAUGGUCAGAUAAAAUUUAGUAGUUAAUGUAAUAGCAAGCAAAUAUUAAUUCAACUUGUUAAGUAAUUUACACGGUCUUCAGUUUGUCGUUGAUACAUAAGAACUAAUAUGUAGCCGUAAAGUACAAUGUAAAGCAAAGCAAUUUUGUUUCGA